AUGCUAUUGAACAAUGUCUGUGAGACAUUCAAUGUUGUUAUAAGAGAUGCAAGGGACAAACCAAUACUCACUCAGAUGGAGUGGAUAAGAAGGAUUGAGUGGGCUGCAAGGCACUACAUAGAGCAGGUUUUAAGAGGAGACUCCUAUGAGGUUGAGCUCAAUGGUGAUACAGUUCUAGUUGACUUAGGUAAGAGGACUUGUACAUGUUACCAUUGGCAGUUAACUGGUAUUCCAUGUGUACAUGGGUUUGCAUGCAUAUUGGACAAGAGGGUGGACCCAGAAGACUUUGUGGAUGUGUAUUACACAAGGGACACAUAUAUGUAUGCAUAUGAGGAAGUUGUGAAGCCUAUGCCUGGACCCAAGCACUGGGAGAAGAAUCAUCUCAGAGAGCCCCUGCCUCUAACAGUAAGAGUUAUUCCUAGGAGGCCAAAGUAA
Molecule: messenger RNA, 435 nt
Organism: Chenopodium quinoa (quinoa)
Lineage: Eukaryota; Viridiplantae; Streptophyta; Magnoliopsida; Caryophyllales; Amaranthaceae
Exons: 2
Coding region: 1-435 (144 amino acids)
Molecular function (GO): zinc ion binding
Source: RefSeq, a predicted model, not a curated record